CAGUACCGUGUUUGUGUGUGUGUGUGUUCCAGAUCAGUCACCAUGACAACCAAGCGAGGACUGAUAACAGAUUCGUUCAAGGUGGUUAAGAAAGCAAGGAGGGGGGGCAAAAAAGAGAAGAGGCCUACUCCUUCUCCUCCUCCACAGAAAGAGGCUGACACUGGAACGGUCCGUGAGGAGGAGCUGCAGAAGCUCAGACAGUUUGAUCUGGACUGGAGAUUUGGGCCCUGCACAGGUAUCAGCAGGCUGCAGAGAUGGGAGAGAGCAAAACUAUAUGGUCUGAACCCACCUGAGGAGAUCAGAUACCUGCUGUCGCAAACACACACCAACCCCGAGUACACCCUGAGCCUGUGGAGCGAAUAUCCUUUGUGAGGAAGACAUUGUGAGGAAGAGAAAAGAGCGCAGCACCAGCAUUUUUACUUAACGGAUACAUUUUGUUGAAAUAUACCUUUCAUUCACCGAGUUAGAUGAAAAAAUAUUGUGAAACGGGCUGCUUCAGCUGCCAUAUAAUGUUAGUUAAGCAUUGCUCACAGCCAGACCGGCUUUAUAAACAAAGCAUAAAUAAGACAGCACCAUAGACAAAAGUCAGGACACCAUGACUACAAUAUAUCUUUACAUAGCAUAUAAUUGUUUGCUGCUAUAUUAAUGUUUAAAUCUCGUAUAUGUAAUCUUUAAAGCCUGAAAAACAGCCUCUUGAGUUUGUGUUUUUGUGGUUUGUUGUACUACCUUGUCUUCUACACAUGGAGUAUUUAUUAACAUUUUUAAUUAAAACAAAUCUACCAGAA
Molecule: messenger RNA, 785 nt
Organism: Morone saxatilis (striped sea-bass)
Lineage: Eukaryota; Metazoa; Chordata; Actinopteri; Moronidae
Gene: pold4
Product: DNA polymerase delta 4, accessory subunit
Exons: 4
Coding region: 43-372 (109 amino acids)
Biological process (GO): DNA-templated DNA replication; DNA synthesis involved in DNA repair
Cellular component (GO): delta DNA polymerase complex
Molecular function (GO): DNA-directed DNA polymerase activity
Source: RefSeq, a predicted model, not a curated record